AUGUCCGAGGACGACAUCCCGUACCACGUCCGCGUCACCGACGACGGCGAUCUCCAGACCGUCGGCCGCUACGACUUCGACGGGCAGCUCGAGUGCCCCAUGAUCGCGCACCCCAAACUCGACCCCGCCACCGGGGAGCUCCACGCGCUCAGCUACGACGUCAUCAAGAAGCCCUACCUCAAGUACUUCUACUUCAAGGCCGACGGCACCAAGUCGGCCGACGUCGAGAUCCCGCUGGACCAGCCCACCAUGAUCCACGACUUCGCCAUCACCGAGAAUUAUGUCGUCGUGCCUGACCAUCAGGUGGUGUUCAAGCUGCAAGAGAUGCUGCGCGGCGGCUCGCCCGUGGUGCUCGACAAGGAGAAGACGUCCCGCUUCGGUGUGCUGCCAAAGUGCGCGGCGGACGCGUCGGAGAUGGUGUGGGUGGACGUGCCGGACUGCUUCUGCUUCCACCUCUGGAACGCGUGGGAGGAGGAGGAGAGCGACGAGGUGGUGGUGAUCGGCUCCUGCAUGACCCCCGCCGACUCCAUCUUCAACGAGUCGGACGAGUGCCUGGAGAGCGUGCUCACGGAGAUCCGCCUCAACACCCGCACCGGCGAGUCCACGCGGCGCCCCAUCCUGGCGCUGUCGGAGCAGGUGAACCUGGAGGUCGGCAUGGUGAACUCCAACCUCCUGGGCCGCAAGACGCGGUACGCCUACCUGGCCGUGGCCGAGCCGUGGCCCAAGGCGACGAUCCAGCUGCCGUCCCGGGUGCCGUACGGCUUCCACGGCACCUUCGUCACCGGCAAGGAGCUCGAAUCUCAGGCCUGA
Messenger RNA from Triticum turgidum subsp. durum (durum wheat), 810 nucleotides. The record is from the annotation of a GenBank genome assembly. NCBI's taxonomy places the organism in Eukaryota, Viridiplantae, Streptophyta, Magnoliopsida, Poales, Poaceae.